Antechinus flavipes (yellow-footed antechinus) is the source of this 1673-nucleotide messenger RNA. RefSeq names its product chromosome 2 C10orf53 homolog (gene C2H10orf53). The coding region runs from base 1025 to 1306 and encodes 93 amino acids. The transcript is spliced from 3 exons. The record is from RefSeq and is a predicted model, not a curated record. Lineage: Eukaryota; Metazoa; Chordata; Mammalia; Dasyuromorphia; Dasyuridae.
CUGGAGCUUAAGAGUGCUGAAGGGGACAAUGUAGAAAGGUGGAAAGACAAGUUGAAGACAAGUUGUCAAGAGCCUUACAGGCUACUGGAAGGAUCGUGUGUUUGAUGCUGGAGCUAGAAGGUGUACUUUUUCGAGCAGAGGAGUUGCACAUUCAGAACUGGCCUUGAAGAAAAUCAUUAAUGGGAUGUGGAGGAUGGAUUGGAAAAAAGGCUCAAGCAGGAAGACCGACUAGGGAAUCUAUUGCCGUAGCCAGGGUGACCAGGUAUGAAUGGGGCCAGUGCUGGGAGUACAGGUAUGAAAAUCAAGAACCUGAAAAAUAAUGGUUGAUUUAAUGCUUCAUGAAGCUCCUUAACCACCUUGUUUUCGUAGUUGUUCAGUCCUUUCUCCGUGUCUGAUUCUUCAUGACCUCAUUUGGAGUUUUCUUGGCAAGGAUGCGCAAGGUUUGCCAUUGCCUUUUCCUAUUUUUUAGCAGAUGAGGAAACGGAGACAAACAGGAUUAAGUGACUCGCUCAGGGUCACGCGUUUGAGGCCCGAUUUGAUUCAAGUCUUCCUGACUCAGGACUGUCGCCUUAUCACCACCCCGUUGAGCCACCUCUUUAAUUAGACCAAAUUCAGUUUUCUGGCCGCUUCGCCUUGAACCUCGUCCGUCAAUCAUGGCCCAGCCAGGCGCCUCGCGCCAUUGCCCUAGGAGGCUCAUUCUUGCUGGGCGAGGGCGUUCUGCGCUCCAGGCUUGGGGACAGCAACAACUUCACAAGGCCGCCUUUUAUGACUUCAUGAGCAAGGCCCCACAGUUAGAAGCCCGCCUCCCGCACAGAGCGCGCAGGCCCUCCCGAGGGGUCUCUCCCGUCCCGUCUUCCUCAACCCCUCAUUUGUCCUUAAACUCCUUUCUGCCCGCCCCCACCCGGGGACCGGAAGAGGCUCCGCCCCCAACAACCUCGAUCCCGCCUUCAGAGCGGCCCUUCUGUCCCCAGCCCCAUCCCACGGGUCCACAGCCGGAUCUGCAUCUGCGCCUGCGCCUUUCAAGAUGCCCCAGAACGCUCUCGUCUACGUGCGCUACGGGCCCUACCGCGCCUUAAACCUGACUGUGGAGCACCGCACCUUCCGCCUGCAGGGCUUGCUGUCCGUAUUACACAAUUCUGGACACCAUGUCAUUCUACAGAGGAUUCAAGACUGGGAUGCCCUAGAGCUCAUAGUGAAUGGUGAAGUUGUUUUCCAGUGCAAAAUUAGCGAGUUGGAUUUUGGAGGUGAUGGCAAAUUAGAUCCACUGUGUGAAAGGGCCAGGCUAGCAGUGCUACAUGCCUACUAAUAAAAUAGCUAUAUUUCCCCAUCUGUGAAGCAUCCCUCUUGGCUUGGAGUGAUUUCUAACCCUGCAGGAAACAGGCAGUUUGAUGGUGGAGUUGAAAAAACCUUGUCAAGCUCAGAGGCUCGUCUCUGGACAGUCCAAGGUAUGCAAAAAGAACACCAGCAACCUAGUGCACCAAUAAAGCUUUUCUACCCUGGCUACUGGUAAACACGAUGCAUCCAUCUAGCAACAAUGAUGAUGAUGAUGAUGAUGAUGAUAAUUACACCCUGCUUCCUGCAGCAUCUCCUAAUCCUGACCUAUAGGGAAAUGGCUACAAUUAUGGAUUGUCAAGUCUAUCUUACACUGAGCUGAAAUAAAAAAUUAAAUACUA